Messenger RNA from Penaeus monodon (black tiger shrimp), 2468 nucleotides. Its product is annotated as histone-lysine N-methyltransferase PRDM9-like. Gene Ontology annotation, biological process: regulation of DNA-templated transcription. The record is from RefSeq and is a predicted model, not a curated record. Gene Ontology annotation, cellular component: nucleus. Gene Ontology annotation, molecular function: histone methyltransferase activity; protein binding. NCBI's taxonomy places the organism in Eukaryota, Metazoa, Arthropoda, Malacostraca, Decapoda, Penaeidae.
ACCCGCGGCAUUCGGUCGGCCAUUCCGCGUCGGGUUCAGAGUACACUUAGACUUCCGUAAUCGCGUAAUAGCGAUGGCCGAGGACGCAAAGCAACUGUUUUCGACGGAGGAAUGGCUUUCCUUCCCGGAGAUCGAGAAGAAUCGCUACGAGAAUAUCCUCAGAAACUACAAAAUGAUGAAGGACCUUGGACUGGACCCCAGCCUCCCGGAGUUGGUCGCGCGGCGACAGAGGAAGCAACGCAACGGGUUCGUCGCGCCCACAGCCAGGCCAGCUCGAGUCCCCGAGGACGACGAGGACGACGAGUGGACGCCCGAGAGGGAGAGGACACCCGGCAGACAUGCGAGCAACAGUGGAAGCGGGGGCGGUGGAAGAAGGGGUGGCCGUAAGAGGAAGGCAGAGUGGAGCGCUGCAGCUUCGGCCACGAGGCGUGAGAACUGCGAUGACGCGCCGCUCAGUGUAGACCAAGUAGAUGUUCUACCGCUGUGGACUCCAGCCAAGUUGGUGGCCGCUGCAAAGGGCACUGCCAAGGUAAUGCCAACAACAGCCGACAGGCCAAGUGGAGAUUCCGCUGAAGAAAAUGUUAAGCCAAAGGACAAGGGGACCUUUUCCGGUCCCAUGUCACAGGUGGCAACAGAGACAGAGAUGGUAACAGCGAAGGAGCUUCUAGUUGAGACUAAAACACAUGAAGGUGUAAGAUCAGAUGACGAGGUUCGGGGAAAAAGCUGUCUUUCAGGAGAGAAUUCCAAGACGCGAUACCCAAGACGUCGUAACACAAGGACACUGUUUUACGAAGAAAGCAUUGUCAAAGAAGACGAUUUUAUUUAUUGCGCAGACUGUGAAGAAGAGAAAGAGGGAGAGUGUCCGUACCAUCCAUUGUUCCUUAUUCUAGAUAACCCAGUCGUUCGAGACGGCAGCGAGAAAGAUCGUGCUCGCCUCACAGCCCCUUGGCCCCUGACUGUCCACGACUCGAAAGUGAAGGGCGCAGGAAAAGGCGUGUGGACCAAUGCUCAUCUCCCAGCCCAUCUUGUCUUUGGUCCCUAUGAGGGCCGUGUCCUAUGUGGCCAUCCGGAAGCCGGCAAAGAAUCUGGUUAUGGCUGGAAGAUUCGAGGUGUUGGGACAAGGGAUACUUGCAUUGAUGCCGUAGACAGUGCAGUUAGUAAUUGGAUGCGUUACGUCAACUGCUCAAGGACUGAAGCUGAGACCAACCUUUCCGCAUUUCAGUACAAGGGACAGAUCUACUACAAGACAGACUCUACAAUUAGCAGGGGAAGCGAGCUGAUGUGCUGGUACGGAGACGAUUACGGGAAGGAUCUGGGUCUGUCGAGAGAACCGUCCAAGUGGAAACCUCCGAAGAGAGAUGUAAAAGAUCGGCAGUGCGAAUGGUGUGGCUUAGUAUACAGCUCGAAAGAUUACUUAACGGGUCACCUAAAAGUGUGCAGAAAGCGUGUUCGCACUGACACACUCCCAACAUGCACCACGCGAGGAGCCAGCAGCAGUAUUGGCUCAACCAAGCACGAAGAGGCACCGCAGUUCCCGGAAAACGCUUCUCAUGAGACGCUGCGUUCGCCAGCAUCCGACGAACAUAAUACAGAGUGUUCGGAGUGUGAUUACAAGGGUGGAUCUGUUGACAGCCUAAAGCAACAUGUGCUAAUACACAGUGGAAAAAAACCGUUCGAGUGUUCUGCAAGUAGGAAACGAUUUUCUGACAGCGGAGGGCUGAAGGAAACCCAAAGAAUUCUGUCGGGAGAAGAAACAUUCGAGUGUUCCGAGUGCGGGAAAAGGUUUAAUGAAAGUGGUUCUCUGAAGACACACCAGAGGAUUCACUCAGGAGAAAAACCGUUCGAGUGUUCCGAGUGCGGGAAAAGGUUUAAUCAAAGUCAUCUGAAGACACACCAGAGGAUUCACUCAGGAGAAAAACCGUUCGAGUGUUCCGAGUGCGGGAAAAGGUUUAAUCGAAGUGCUAAUCUGAAGAGACACCAGAGGAUUCACUCAGGAGAAAAACCGUUCGAGUGUUCCGAGUGCGGGGAAAGGUUUAAUCAAAGAUGUCAUCUGAAGACACACCAGAGGAUUCACUCAGGAGAAAAACCGUUCGAGUGUUCCGAGUGCGGGAAAAGGUUUAAUGCAAGUGGUUCUCUGACGACACACCAGAGGAUUCACUCAGGAGAAAAACCGUUCGAGUGUUCCGAGUGCGGGGAAAGGUUUAAUCAUAGUGGUUCUCUGACGACACACCAGAGGGUUCACUCAGGAGAAAAAACGAGUGCGGGAAAAGAUUUAAUCAAAGUGGUUUGCUGAAAAAAACAUCAAAAGAGCUACAUAGUGUUCUGAAUUGUGUACAUUUUACUUAUGCUGUCAGACAAAUAUAUAACAGGACAUGGAAUAUUUUGGACAAUGUCUUUUGAAUAACACAAAGUGACAAGUUUAUGUUAUAUGUUAUAUACACCAAAUAAAGCCUCGGCGGACGACGUGU